Prionailurus viverrinus (fishing cat) is the source of this 2542-nucleotide messenger RNA. RefSeq names its product inosine monophosphate dehydrogenase 1 (gene IMPDH1). Gene Ontology annotation, biological process: GTP biosynthetic process. Lineage: Eukaryota; Metazoa; Chordata; Mammalia; Carnivora; Felidae. Gene Ontology annotation, cellular component: cytoplasm. The transcript has 15 exons. The coding region runs from base 88 to 1806 and encodes 572 amino acids. Gene Ontology annotation, molecular function: IMP dehydrogenase activity. The record is from RefSeq and is a predicted model, not a curated record.
CCGCCUGGGCGGCGCUCACUCCCCAGCGGGGGCCCGGGGAGCCUCCAGGCGGAGAGGCUCCCGCCCGCCCGGAGCCGCGGCCUCCGUAUGGAGGGGCCGCUGGCUCCUCUAGCGGGGUCGGGGCUACUCCCGCUGCCGCUGCAGGGAGGGGGAGCCGCCGCUGUUCCGGAGCCCGGAGCCCGGCAACACCCCGGACAUGAGACGGCGGCGCAGCGGUACAGCGCCCGUCUGCUGCAGGCCGGCUACGAGCCCGAGAGCAGCAUGGCGGACUACCUGAUCAGCGGCGGCACCGGCUACGUGCCCGAGGAUGGACUCACCGCGCAGCAGCUCUUCGCCAACGCCGACGGCCUCACCUACAACGACUUCCUGAUUCUCCCAGGAUUCAUAGACUUCAUAGCUGAUGAGGUGGACCUGACUUCAGCCCUGACUCGGAAGAUCACCCUGAAGACACCGCUGAUCUCCUCCCCAAUGGACACUGUGACCGAAGCUGACAUGGCCAUUGCGAUGGCUCUGAUGGGCGGUAUUGGUUUCAUUCACCACAACUGCACCCCGGAGUUCCAGGCCAAUGAGGUGCGGAAGGUCAAGAAAUUUGAACAGGGAUUCAUCACAGACCCCGUAGUGCUAAGCCCCUCACACACUGUGGGCGACGUGUUGGAGGCCAAGAUCCGGCAUGGCUUUUCGGGCAUCCCUAUCACUGAGACAGGCACCAUGGGCAGCAAGCUGGUGGGCAUCGUAACCUCCCGAGACAUUGACUUUCUUGCCGAGAAGGACCACACCACCCUCCUUAGUGAGGUGAUGACUACGCGGAAUGAGCUGGUGGUGGCUCCGGCGGGUGUGACAUUGAAAGAGGCAAAUGAGAUCCUGCAACGCAGCAAGAAAGGGAAGCUGCCCAUUGUCAAUGAUCGUGAUGAGCUCGUGGCCAUCAUUGCCCGCACUGACCUGAAGAAGAACAGGGAUUACCCUCUGGCCUCCAAGGAUUCCCAGAAGCAGCUGCUGUGCGGGGCGGCCGUGGGCACCCGUGAGGAUGACAAGUACCGCUUGGACCUGCUCACCCAGGCAGGCGCCGACGUCAUUGUGCUGGACUCCUCCCAAGGGAACUCUGUGUAUCAGAUCGCCAUGGUGCACUACAUCAAGCAGAAGUACCCCCAGCUCCAGGUGAUUGGGGGGAAUGUGGUGACAGCAGCUCAGGCCAAGAACUUGAUCGAUGCUGGUGUGGACGGGCUGCGUGUGGGGAUGGGCUGUGGCUCCAUCUGCAUCACCCAAGAAGUGAUGGCCUGCGGUCGGCCCCAGGGCACUGCUGUGUACAAGGUGGCCGAGUAUGCCCGGCGCUUUGGGGUGCCGGUCAUCGCUGAUGGUGGCAUCCAGACCGUGGGUCAUGUGGUCAAAGCCCUGGCCCUUGGAGCCUCCACAGUGAUGAUGGGCUCCCUGCUCGCCGCCACCACGGAGGCCCCUGGCGAGUACUUCUUCUCGGAUGGGGUGAGGCUCAAGAAAUACCGGGGCAUGGGCUCAUUGGAUGCCAUGGAGAAGAGCAGCAGCAGCCAGAAACGAUACUUCAGUGAGGGGGACAAGGUGAAGAUCGCACAGGGGGUCUCAGGCUCCAUCCAGGACAAAGGCUCCAUUCAGAAGUUCGUGCCCUACCUCAUAGCAGGUAUCCAGCACGGCUGCCAGGAUAUCGGUGCCCGUAGCCUGUCAGUCCUGCGGUCCAUGAUGUAUUCAGGGGAGCUCAAGUUUGAGAAGCGGACCAUGUCGGCUCAGAUCGAGGGUGGCGUCCAUGGCCUGCACUCUUACGAGAAGCGGCUGUACUGAGGACGGUGUUGGAAGCCGGGGCAGUGGAGGGGGUGCACCCCAGGAUGCCCCUUUGAGCACAGCCUCCCUCCAUAACUGAGUGGUCCAUAGAUUUGCACUACGGAUUCCCCAGCUCCUUUCCAGGGAGAGAGGAGGGGAGCCCCUGAGGGUCUGCGGCCCCUCCUGGCCCUCCCCUGCAGAGUCAGGACUGUUCCUGGGGCUCGGAUGCCCUGGGGGCCCCCCGGACCCCCCCCCCCCCCCACCUCCUCCAGUCCCCCUGAGCCUAGCCAGCCUGGGCUCUCAGGCCCUGUGCCUGCCUCAGGUCUUUCUCGCUGCAGCCUGCUCCGGCCUGGCUCCCACCCCUGGGGCAGGUGGCCCCUCCUGGCUUCUGUAGGGCACCUCCCUCCCCACUCCCCACCCCAGAAAUGGUGCUCUCCUGGCCCUGCCUCUGGCCCCUUCCUGGGCUGCUGCCCGCUCAGCCAUGUGGCACUUCUGGGCUCCUGACCUAGGCCAGAGGGAGGUCUCUGCCCCCUUCCCCUGGCCCUAGGCUCCCCAGGCCCUGCUCCUCAGGCCACUCCCCCUGUUCCUGGCCCUGGGGAGGAGGCUGCCCGUCAUUCCUGGCUCCCCGCCAUCCCCAGGUGUACCGUUCCUGCCCUCUCCUCUCAGCUGCAGUUGGAGGCUUUAACUUUGCACACUUUGGGGUCACAGUUGCGUCAUUGUAUAUUAAAUAACCUGAAUAAAUCAAGAGGUCUCAAUA